AGCAAGAUUUAGAUUUUGGAGGGGCAAGUUUGGAAAGGUAAUCCAGCUCCAUCAACCCUACCCAUCAACCAAACUUCAAAAAGGCAAGACCUUUGAGAGAACCAAAGAAUUUAAGAACGAGCAAAAAGUGGAGAGAGCAUUGGAUGGAUGGAUUGAAUUUGAAGGCCACUACUUUCCCAAAAUUUCUGCCAAUUCAAUUCAACAAAAGGGAACUACAAUUAUUUGAAUUGCUUCUAAAGGAACAUAGGAUCAGAGAUCAAUCGGUUAAUCAAUCAAAUCAAACAAUCCAACAAUCAAUUAAAUAAUCAAUCAAUCAUGUCGUGCUCUUCGUCGUCGGCGUCUGAAGAAGAUGAAGACAUGGAUUGCUACAGGAAAGGAGGAUACCACGCGGUGAGAGUAGGUGAUUCAUUCGCCGGAGGUCGGUUCAUCGCUCAACGGAAGCUCGGCUGGGGCCAGUUCUCCACCGUUUGGCUUGCUUACGAUACCCAAACAUCAAAAUUCGUUGCACUGAAGCUCCAAAAAAGCGCACCAGAAUUCGUGCAAGCAGCUGUCCACGAAAUCGAGGUUCUUUCCACCAUAACUGAAAACGAUCCCCAAAACGAAAAAUGCGUUGUUCAAUUAGUGGAUCACUUCAAACACAGAGGCCCAAACGGACAACAUCUAUGCAUGGUUCUUGAGUUUCUUGGCGACAGCAUACUCCACCUCAUUCGUUACAAUCGUUACAAAGGCCUCAACUUGAAUAUUGUAAAAGAAAUCUGCAAAUGCAUACUAACAGGACUCGAUUAUCUACACAGAGAGCUUCGUAUCCUACACACAGACCUAAAACCCGAAAACAUCCUUCUCUUAUCCACUGUAAAUCCCUCAAAAGACCCAAUCAGAUCAAAAGCCACCCCGAUUCUUGAACGCCCUGAAGGAAGUUUGACCGGUGGGGCGGCGGUCAACGCGAUUGAGAAGAAGCUGAAACAGCGGGCAAGAAGAGCAGUGGCGAAAAUUGCAGCAGAAAGGCGUGGGGCGAUUGGGGCAACGCCAGCUGUCAAACCUGAAAGAUGCCUUGAUGGGAUUGAUUUCAGGUGUAAGAUUGUGGAUUUGGGAAACGCGUGUUGGGCUGAUAAACCGAUUGCUGAAGAAAUUCAAACAAGACAAUAUCGAGCUCCUGAAGUUAUAUUACAAUCCGGUUAUUCGUAUCCUUCUGACAUGUGGUCGUUUGCUUGCACUGCUUUUGAGCUUGCUACUGGUGAAAUGAUGUUUGCCCCUAAGCCUGGACAAGGUUUUAGUGAAGAUGAGGACCAUCUUGCAUUAAUGAUGGAACUUCUAGGAAAGAUGCCGCGGAAGGUAUCGGUUUCAGGGACAAAAUCAAAAGACUAUUUUGACAGACAUGGUGAUUUGAAAAGGAUCCGAAGACUAAAACAUUCAUCAAUAAGUCGUUUACUGAUUGAGAAAUUUAAGUUUAAGGAAAAUGAUGCGCGUGAAUUUGCGGAGUUUUUGAAUCCGAUUCUUGAUUUUGCACCGGAGAAUCGGCCGACGGCGGAGCAGUGUUUGCAGCACCCUUGGCUCCGGCAAACUGCCACCAAGACGGAGGCCUGAAAAUGGUUGAGUUUGGGAGGAUGAAGGUGGGGGAGGAAAGAAGGGAUUGAAAGGUGUUUUUUGUUGCAGCUUAUUAUCCCUCUCCUUUCUCAUCUAUCUUUUGUUUACAUAUUUUGAUUUUUGAUUUUUUUUGUUUAAUAUUUUUUUAUAUUUUGUGAAUUGGAAUAAUACUUGAUUAUGUUUUGAUUUAACUAUAUAAUGUAAUAUAGAUGAUGAUGAUGAUAGUUACAGAAAUUUGAUUGCGGUUUGGGUUUGUUAACCCCUACCGCCGAUUUAAAUCGA
Molecule: messenger RNA, 1866 nt
Organism: Lactuca sativa (garden lettuce)
Lineage: Eukaryota; Viridiplantae; Streptophyta; Magnoliopsida; Asterales; Asteraceae
Biological process (GO): spliceosomal complex assembly; regulation of mRNA processing; peptidyl-serine phosphorylation
Molecular function (GO): ATP binding; protein serine/threonine kinase activity
Source: RefSeq, a predicted model, not a curated record